Cuscuta campestris is the source of this 1242-nucleotide messenger RNA. The record is from the annotation of a GenBank genome assembly. NCBI's taxonomy places the organism in Eukaryota, Viridiplantae, Streptophyta, Magnoliopsida, Solanales, Convolvulaceae.
GUCGAGAGGUUCCACAACAUCUUCCUCACGAAGGAGAUCGUCUCUCCCAAGAUCGUGAACAAGGACCUCUUCAAAUCGGCGACCUAUGCCCCGAGUAAGUCUAUGUUCUUUCAGCAAGGAUUGCUUCGUUUCAUUCAUUUGACGUAUGAAUUUUUCUGUCCAAAUCUUAUACGUCAAUUUUAUGCAAAUCUUCGUACCACUAAGGGAGGUUCGCCAUCUCUCAUUUCCUAUGUUGAAGGCAAAACCGUUUUUAUUGACGGUGCCGGUUUGACUUCUUUGUUUGGCCUUCGUCACGGUGAAGUUACCGAAAACUUGGAUGAAACAUUCCAAGAUGAGGCAAUAUGGCGACAACUCGGGUUAGAUCAUCGUGACCUCAAGUUUAGAAACUCUAGCAACCCGAGUGUCGUUAAUCUCACUUUAAUUCAACGCGUCCAACAAUACAUUUUCUCAUAUGUUUUGUUGCCCCGUGAUUCGAACCAUGGCGUCGUCAACAAGGACGAUAUUCGUUUGUUUCACGUCCUGUUGAACGAUGUCAAAUUUGAUUGGGUUCACUUCUUUAUCGUUGCACUUAGCGAUGGCACUCGCUUUUCCCAUCUCCGUUUUGCCAUCCCCAUUAUGCAUAUCCUUGCUCAUUGCAAAGUAGACCUUACUCGGGACACUCAGGUGCCGGUUAAGAAGACGUGUUUCAUCACUGAAGCCAAGUUUUCCCGGAUCGUGUAUCGAGAGGAGGGCGAUGCUGCACCAAAUCUGGAAUUGAUCGUCGCCGAAGAAGAAGAAGAAAGCCAAAACGAGAAUCAAGCUGAGUCAUCUCAAGCCGGAGGUAGUCGAGCCACGGAGCGCGUCACUCGUCAACGGAGGACUCGUCCGAGAGAAGAAGCACCGGAACCAUCUUGGGUGAAGAAGAUCUUCGAUACUCUCAUGUGCAUCCGAGAUGACGUUCGCCAGCUCAACGAGAGGAUGACUCGUCUUGAGCAAUCUCGCUCCUACCGUGGCCCGCGUCACAGCUUCAGCGGAGGAGCUUGUCCGGCGAACUCUCUUUGAUUAUUUUCUCUUCCAUCUUAACUUUUUUAUGAUACAUUGUUAUUGGCUAUUACUAUUAUAACUCUUUUGGUGAAUGAUAUUGUUGCUAAUAUGGUUCUCUUUUAGAACAUUUUGACUCUUUGAGGCAAUUCGUGUUAGAAGCUCUUUUGAAAACUCUUACAAUUUUUUCCUUCAAAAUCCCGGCAUCAAUUAAGGGGGAAG